Messenger RNA from Trichoplusia ni (cabbage looper), 2801 nucleotides. RefSeq lists its product as uncharacterized. Lineage: Eukaryota; Metazoa; Arthropoda; Insecta; Lepidoptera; Noctuidae. Bases 1272 to 2786 code for a protein of 504 amino acids. The transcript is spliced from 2 exons. The record is from RefSeq and is a predicted model, not a curated record.
UGUGUAAGUCUAUCCCAUGUUAGUAGUUAUAAUCUUGGAGAUAUGUUUACUAAAGCAUUAGGUGGACAGUUGUAUGUAAAACUUAGAAGUAAGAUUUUAAAAUAAGUUUUCCAUUAAGGGGGUGAUAUUUUAUUUGUGUUGCUUCUGAAUUUGUUUUAAUUUUUACUGAUUUUGUUAAGGGGCUGGAUGUUUGUAUUAUUUUGUUAAGGCAAGUGUGUCCACUGUGUUAUAAAGGGGUAGUUAUCUUUGAUGUUGUUAUGCUAGAGUUGCUAGACAUAAAGGUAAAGUUAGAUAUCGACGAUGAAGUGACAAGAACUCCUAACUGACAUUUUUGCGAUUUUACUUUUUUUAUGUAGAUAGACUUUAAAUAAUCGUUUGCGUGAGCUGGCAAAAGCAGCUAACUUUAUAUCUUAUUUUUAACGAGUUAUUAAUAACUGACAAUAACUAUUAAGCAACUAUGCCUCAAAUUUGCUGACAAUAUCAUCUAAUGAACUAAUAACAAUAACGACUAAAUAACCUUCGCGUAAUUAUUUCUGUCAAGACCUCCUAUCUUCACUCCUGCUAGACGCGUCCUUACUCUCACGCAGCUGCCGGCCGACUGGAUGGUCCCGCUGGCGUCUAGGAAGGAUAAUAUUUCAUAGAUAGGCUAAAAUGCGGGAGUGAGACGGGUAUAACGGAUCAUGUGAUAUUCGCUUACCUUUUUUCUUCUGUCAUUUCGUUUAAAUUCGGAGCAAGUUGCAACGUGCAAGUUGGCGUAAAGAGUGUUUUUUGUUAUUUUUAAAGUAAAUAGUGGGAUUUUUGUUAUACCAGGUAAUUAUUUUUUGCCUUAUAUAAUGCUUAUACAGUUAAAACAUAUUAGUAGUGUAUUUUCUUUUUUUUUUGUGUAUUUGUUAAAGUUAAUGAAUAUGUUCAUCAAUAACAGUAGGUUAUCUUAAAAGCGAUGAAGUCUUCUUGUUUUUUUUCCGAACUAUAAUAAUAAAAUAUAAAGCUUUUGUUAUUCGUUUACUUAAAUUAAGCUUUAUACUACAAUAAUAUCAUAAGACUAUUAUGUUAUCGUUAUUCCUAUUGGUGUGUUCCAAGAAGUUAGAAGUUAUUGUUCGAGUGUACAAAUUUUAUUUGUAUAUUUUAAGUAGAUAGAAGCAAUUGUUUUUGUUUAAUUAGUAUUGGAUCAUUACUUUUAUUUCGCACUAACAAUAAAAUACUGGUGUUUAGUCAUCAACAAUAAUAAUCAUCUUUUUUAUAGACCAACAAUAAUUAUUAUUACUACCGCUAUGGCUCGAUUUCUACAAGGAGUGAGAAGCAAAAGGAUUCUUAGCGAACUUCAACAAGAUGAUUUGGUAACAAACCUAAGACAUUGUACUCCUGAGGAAAAUGAACAGAUAUUUGGACGUCAACACGAAAUGCCUGAAGAUAAUAUCAACACGCCUCUUUCUGGAAAAUGCUGUAGUCCUAAACAAAGCGAUGAUGCUAAUCCAAAGGAAGCUAUCAACACCAACGUCGAUGUUUUAAGUUCACCAGAUGUCUCUAACUUUGAGCCCACAGAAAUCCUCGACAAUAAUGAUUAUGAAUCUACUUCUUUAAAUUCAUGCAGUCGUCGUCGUCUCGUAGUAAGAUCUUGGUCAUUAUCUGAUUUAACACAGGAUACACACAACAUGAUCAGUUCCCUAAAAAAGUCGCCAUCGGUUCCGGCCUUGUUAGCCAUUAGCAAUAAUCUUGAUGUAUUAAUUGCGUUUACCAGAUCGGAUCAGAUCGAAACUGUAUCGGAUGAUGUUUACCAAAUUCCUGAAGAAAGGAGUUCUGCUGAAGAAUGUGUGACUGAGUACCAAAAAGAUUAUGGAGAUAUGGAAAAAGGUCGAAAACGUCGUCACAAUGCUGAUCCUAAAUCUUGGAAAAGGAAUAAGGCUCGUUUGAAGCGAAUGCGAGGUGAAGAGUAUCUUGGCUAUUCUAAACCAAAAGACAGGAAGUUCCAACAAGAUACUUUAAGACAAGCAAGACGGUUAGGACCAACUUGCGUCUCCAAUUUUUGUAAGAAGAGUAAGGUAAGAGGCUGUGAUAGGUUCAGUGAAGAUUGUCGGAAGGAUAUACAUAGCAAUUUUUGGAAGAAAAUGACCUGGGAUCAACGAAGAGUUUAUGUUACGGGAUUGGUGACACGAUCUAGUACAUCUCGGAAGACUAAAUCAGCUAGUGAACCAUCUAGACGGGAAGGAACCCUGUCAUAUUUUUUGCCAAUUGAGAAAGACUGUUCAAAUAAAGUACAGGUAUGUAAACAAAUGUUUUUAAACACUCUAGCACUGGGGUCGUUUACUGUUCAAGCAUGGGUAAAAAAGAGUGAGUUUGGCAUGACUUCAAACCAUGAUGCAAUAUAUGAUUCCAAAACAAAGACUCCAAGAGCAGAAGUAGAAACGAAACUAUCUAUUUUAAACAAUUUUUUUACCAGUUUGCCGAAAUUGCCGUCUCAUUACGCAAGAAAAGACACAUCUAAACUCUUCAUAGAACCAAUCUAUCGUUCUCUUACCGAUUUAUACAAAGCGUAUCAGAAAUAUUGCACUGAAACUAGUCAACCUAAUGUUAGUAGAUUUACAUUUGAAAAGAAUUUUCAUGAAAAAAAUUUGUCGCUAUUUACGCUUAAAAAGGACAUGUGUGACACCUGUUCAAGUUACAAUUCGGGUAAUUUAAAUGAAUCAGAUUACCAAAUACAUGUAAUUAAGAAAAACCGAGCUAGACAAGAAAAAGAAGAGGACAAGAAAAAAGCAGCUGUUAGAACUUAUGUUCUAUCAGAUAUUUGAUUGUAAUAAUUAAUA